Maylandia zebra (zebra mbuna) is the source of this 3386-nucleotide messenger RNA. It is a transcript of the gene ccdc138, whose product is annotated as coiled-coil domain containing 138. NCBI's taxonomy places the organism in Eukaryota, Metazoa, Chordata, Actinopteri, Cichliformes, Cichlidae. The record is from RefSeq and is a predicted model, not a curated record.
UUAAAGUUAGCGAACACGGUUGGUUAAGGAAGUUUUCCAACAUGCCACCAGUAAUGUCGAAUAUGUUACGACUUUACAGAAUACCAGCUCAGAAAAAGUACCUUUAUCCAUGACAUGAAGAGGUUUUAAUUCGAAAGUUUUAACCGGAAGUUGGUUUUAUUUUUUAUUUUACGUAAACUCGUGGGAUAAAAGUGAAGAGGAGGAAGAUUCUAAUCACAGUAAUAGUAGCUAUGAACCAACAUUUCAAGGAUGCCGACUUGAAUAACACAGUGGAAAAGCCUGGGCAGCAAUAUUUGGAGAGGAGGAAGCAGGUUCUACCUCCAAAGGGAACUACCACAGGAACCAGUGAUGACUUUGCACAAAGACUUGUUUUGACUGGUGGGUCCAAAGAGUUGAAAUGCUACAACAGAGCUUUGCAUGAACUGUUCAAAGCAGUCGCCAAUCAUCCUGAGCAUUGUAGUUUGCAUGGCAACAAUGAGGACCUGAGUGCAGACUCCACAGUAGUCCCACUUCAGGAGUCUCAGGUGCUGUUUACAGAAAUGGAUGUGACCUUGCCUUCCUAUCUGGAUGGUAGCUCUGGGUCCCAGGAAACUGAGAGUGACAGAGAGCUGCAGUGGGAUUUCCAGUUUCCCAACUCAUGUGACUCAUCUUCCUUUGCACUAGUCAAGAUUUACCAUGAAAUGAUGACCAUACACAAACAGCUAAAGGCAGAGCGACAAAAUCAGCAGCAGCGGGAGAGAGAAUUGCAUGAGAGAGAAAGGAGGCUAAAACGGCAAGAAGAGGCUUUGCUGAAGCUGGCUGGGAUGAAAGAGAUGGUCCACAGUCGCAUUGUGACUAUAGAGGAGAAACACCAGCAUGAACUGAGCCGGCUGCAGGACCUUCUUCGAGAGAGAAACAAAGAAAACAAGAGGCUUAAAAGCAAUUUCGAGACAAUCAAGGAGCUCAAUGAUAACAUGAAGAAGCAGUUGAAUGAGAUCGGUGAACGAAAUAAGAGGCUGGAGAGCCAAUCCAAGAGGGUGCAGGCUCGGCUUGAAAAUCUUCAGAGGAAAUAUGAGCACAAUUUAGCAACAAGAAGCUGCAACAAAGGGAGUAUUAAGAGUACCGAGUGUUUUAAGCCAUGCAACAAGGAGAAAGCAACAGCUUCUGGAAAACCCAACAACAAGGGCAGCGUAACUCCCUCUCCACUGAAGCUCAUAUCCUUUCUGCUGGAGUGGGUGCUUGAUGUAACAGAAAACAAAGUGGAAGGUGUAGGCCGGUGUUCAGAGGUUCUGCUCAGCGAAAGAUUCCUCAAGGUGCUCCCGUUAUUAGCAGACCAGCUUCAUCACACUCCUUUGUCAGAACCUAAGCUCCUCCUCAACCUGCUUCGCCUCAUUUACUCUGCUUUGAGACACUUGGACAACAGCAGGCAGCAUGUAGCACCAUCUGCUACUCUGCAAUGGAUAGGAGAGGAAGUGUCAAAGCCUGCAGAAGAUUCAGAUCACCCUAUGAAAUGCUCUGAAGCAGCUGGAAGUUGGCCCCUUUACCGAAGCCCUUGUCCUCAUACACGGAUCCUUUCUGUCCUCAUUAUCUUCAGCACCAUCACACAAGCUGAUGUGCUGUCCCAGGCACUUGAAAGUCUCUAUAUAGAACUGAUGAAUGAGGAGAAGCGAGGGCUGUUCAUCCACUAUGGAGGAGUGCAGAGGCUGCUUUCAGUGCUUCAGGGGAGUCGCACAGGGCUCAACAUGCCUAUAGACAUUCUGAUGAAACUCAGUGAGGAGUCCUGCUACUUAAAUUCCUUUCUGGAUGCAUGUAGCUGUGAAGAGUUUUUCCAAACAUCCUUCUUGCUUCUUAAAAACCCUCAUCUGGACCUCCCAUCUUUGGAGAAGUUCUCCAUCCUUCUGCAGAAGCUCUCCAACAUCAGGAAGAACCAUCAUCUGUUUGAACUUUCCUCCCUGCAUCUCCAAAUAGAAGAGCUGCAUCACAAAACCAAAAACACACACGCUUUCCUCUGCCUGAACCUUAGAUCGAUCCUCCACAACAUUAAAUAAUACAAUUCUCAUCGUGUUGGUCUGCAGAAGCUUAUUCAAGAUGACAUCCCUUCUCCUUCACUAUUUCAACACUUUCCCUGGAUUCUGUUUGGGUUUUUUUCUUCUUUUUGAAAGAUUUGCUUAAACUUCAAAAGUACAUGAAAACAGCAGCUCCACCCUGGUUUACCUCAGAUUAUAACUGGAGACAUGCUUUCUUUAUUAGUAAUACAAUGAAGUGUUUGUAUUUUAUUUGUCAUAAGCACUUUGAUUUAAAGCUGUGUAUGUUUUAAGUCUCUGACCCAUAUUUUUUGUUUUCCAAAAUGCAAAUUGUUCUUUUUUUGGAGAUCAUAAACCCAUUUUUCCAUAUAAAAGUGAGUGUCACUCUUGCCAAGAGAGGUUGUGACUGUAAAAUGGUUUAAUGGCAAUAAACAAAAAGAACUGAAGCAUAUUAAGUUUGGAUGGCACCCCCCACCCCCCCUGUGUUUUGUAUAAACUUGUCUCAUUUCUUUGUUCCAGAGCAAGUCUGAAUUGACAGAGAGUAAUAGUCUCAAUGUGAGAUGCGCUAGUGGUGGUUGAUGGAACGCACUGGAGCAAUUACAGCUGAUAUUUCAAAUAUAAUGGAGUCAUUCUUUGGUGAAUUUAAAGGUUAUACAUGCAGGUUUUUUAAUAUCCGCAAAGCAAAUCCCCAAUUAAUUACGUUUGUUAAAGUGCAGACUUCUGCUCAGGUUAGGUUUUUGGAAUGAAAGAUUUGUGUUCUUAAAUCACGUGUUUAUUGUAAGAUAUAGACUACCAUGUACUCUGUCAUUGGGUUUCUUUGUAAACCCCAAAAAACUGAUUUAAAUUUGCACAUGAUUUGAUUCACUGGUAAACAUGACUCACUUCCUGGGAGGCAACAUGUCAUUUUCAGAUAAAACUACUGAUUUAUAUUGACAUUUUCCUCUUGUUUCUCCCAGUAAAAAUCUGAGCGACUUCUGCUCCUUCUAUGUUUUUGUCGGUGCCAUCAUCUCCAAACCAUACAUCACAGCAGAGCUCAGUGGCAUCUUGUAAAUCUUCCUUUUCACUGUUGCUGCAAUCCUGUCACAAAUUACCCCUGGCACUCAUCUCCACCCACUCUACCCUGCUGCACUCUCUUCUUCACCUCAUUUGUGCACCUAUACAUUGCUUUAGUUUGAUUGUUGAAACUCAUCUACCGUCACUAUUUCUACUCCUCGCAUGUUCACCUACCCCUUCAAAUGUGUUCUGUCCUGCUUCUGCUGACUUUCAUUCCCCUUCUCUUCAGUGCAGACCUCCACCUUUUCAGACUGUCUUCCAGGAGAGACUUCCCAGAGCCCUCCUACCUGACCUCAUCUGUCAGCCUCUGCCAAUUUAAAAAAAAAAAAA